UCUGCUAUGUGUGACUGGGAAGAGAGGAGAAAUCUCUGAAUUGCGGUCAACACAUGGGACUGUUGAGAAUUAAACGCCACUUAGAAUAACAUCGGCUGACGUUUGCGGGACAAAACGAGAUUGGACCUACCUGAUGCUAAGCUAACCAUGGUUUCCAUCGACCAUGUCGCUCACAAAAUACUAACUUACAUCCCAUAUGUCCUUGUUUUGAUUGACAUGAGAUAUGAAGGAGUAAAAUGUGGCAGAGAUGGGAGUGUGGACAAUCAUAUGGAGAUGGGGAAGAAACUGCUCGCUGCUGGCCAGCUAGCCGAUGCCCUCUCUCAUUUUCAUGCUGCUGUGGACGGGGAUCCCAAAAACUACAUGGCCUACUACAGGAGAGCUACAGUGUUUCUCGCAAUGGGGAAGUCAAAGUCUGCACUGCCAGAUCUGAGCAGAGUUAUUGAACUCAAACCAGACUUCACAUCUGCACGCCUUCAGAGGGGAAAUCUGCUUCUGAAGCAGGGGAGACUGGAUGAAGCAGAGACUGACUUUAAGAAGGUGCUGAAGUCAAACCCCAGCAACAAAGAGGAGGGGGAAGCCCAGAGUCAGCUGACAAAGUCAGAUGAAAUUCAGCGGCUGGUGGCUGAGGCACACAGCAGCUUCAACAGUCGGGAUUACGUGACAGCUGCUGACCAGCUUGACACCGUCAUUGAGACUUGUGUCUGGGACGUGACCUCUCGUGAGAUGCGAGCAGAGUGUUUUAUUCAGAUGGGAGAGAUGGGGAAGGCCAUCAGUGACCUCAAAGCUGCAUCCAAGUUAAAAAGUGACAACACCCAGGCCUUCUACAAACUCAGCACCAUCUACUAUAAUCUUGGAGACCAUGAGAUGUCCCUCAAUGAGGUGCGCGAGUGCCUGAAGCUCGAUCCGGAUCACAAACAAUGUUACAGCCAUUACAAGCAGGUGAAGAAGCUCAACAAACAGAUCCAGUCUGCAGAGGAACUCAUCCAAGAGCAGAGGUAUGAAGACGCAGUGAGCAAAUAUGAAGCAGUGAUGAAGACUGAGCCCAACGUGCACCAUUUUUCUCUCCUCGCCAAAGAGCGCAUGUGCCACGCGUUGGCACAGGGCCAGCAGGCUAGCAGAGCUGUCUCAGUGUGUAGUGAAGUCCUCCAGUCGAACCCAGAGAACGUUAACGUCCUGAAGGACAGAGCCGAGGCCUAUGUCCAAGAGGAACAGUAUGAGGAAGCCAUUAAGGACUACGAGACCGCUGCCAAACACAGUGAGAAUGACCGUCAGAUAAAAGAAGGCCUGGAGAGAGCUCAGCGGCUUCUCAAACAGUCUCAGAAGAGGGAUUAUUAUAAGAUCCUGGGAGUGAAGAGAACUGCCCAGAAAAAGGAGAUUAUCAAAGCGUACAGGAAACUGGCACAACAGUGGCAUCCGGACAACUUCCAGGAUCCAGAGGAAAAGAAGAAGGCGGAGAAGAAGUUCAUCGACAUCGCUCAGGCUAAAGAGGUUCUCACUGACCCAGAGAUGAGAACCAAGUUCGACCACGGGGAGGAUCCCAUGGAUCCAGAGAGCCAGCAGGGUCAUCAUCAUCACCAGCACUUCCACGGAGGCUUCCACGGCUUCCAGGGUUUCAACCCAUUUGGCUCCGGACCCUUCAACUUUAAAUUCAACUUCAACUGAGGACGCUCGUAUGUGACACAGCUGGAGCGGAUUUUUGUGUUUUCCUCCCUAUUUAAAAGGGAGACUGCUGACAUGAGGAAUGUCAGGAGCAUCGUAACGCUCAGAAAACUGUGACUUUAAUUCAGUGACCUUAAUUCAAUAUGCAUCUUUGUUGUUGAAUGAUACAACUUUGAAUUCCGUUUUGGGGAAUGUCUGUUGCUAUGGUAACGCAUAUCUGCCAUGUGUGAAGCUCCUUCUAUCUGUCACGUGUAAGUGGUUAAUUCUGACACUUGCAUCCUUUCCACAGACUGUACACUCUCCCAUUCACAUCCAUUCAUAAGAAUUUAUUUGUACAUAAGUACAGUAUUAUUUUUAUAAGAAUGGAGUUUUUCUGCAAUGUAAAUAAAAAACUAUUUAUGUACCUUGAA
Molecule: messenger RNA, 2069 nt
Organism: Plectropomus leopardus (leopard coralgrouper)
Lineage: Eukaryota; Metazoa; Chordata; Actinopteri; Perciformes; Serranidae
Gene: dnajc3a
Product: DnaJ (Hsp40) homolog, subfamily C, member 3a
Biological process (GO): protein folding in endoplasmic reticulum
Cellular component (GO): endoplasmic reticulum
Molecular function (GO): protein-folding chaperone binding; misfolded protein binding
Source: RefSeq, a predicted model, not a curated record